Molecule: messenger RNA, 1644 nt
Organism: Arctia plantaginis
Lineage: Eukaryota; Metazoa; Arthropoda; Insecta; Lepidoptera; Erebidae
Source: the annotation of a GenBank genome assembly
AUGACCUCAGGUCAGCUCAAACCUUCAAAAUUGCCAGAAACCCCUGGCUCUCUGAUGCUCGUUAUCAGUCCAGUUGUACACUUUAGUACUUUGGAUAUAGAUCAGGAUGCAGAGGAAGCAGUCAAGACAGAAGGUUCAGAAGUAUUUGAUGCUGUUGAAGUUAAAUUGGAAGAAUCUGAAGAUAUGAAGAAUGGGGCUCUAGAACUGGAUGAUCAUAUCCAAUCUUCAGAUCCAGAGGAUGAUAUACCACUGAAAGUAAUCAAGAGUGAGUCGGAGAGAAAAAUCAGACGAAAGAAGAGAGUCAGAGUUAGAAGAGAAAAACCAGAAGACAUUAAAACAACGUUCAAAGUGGACGCUCAUGAGAUUAUUCUAUCAAAAGAGGAGCAGGUGGCCAGUAUGAUAGCCAGGUCCAAGACUUUGAACUAUAUUCUGUCGCCGUACAAAUGUGAGCUGUGCUACAAAGGAUUCGUGGACACCAAGGCUUAUGAGAACCAUAAGGUCAAACACGAUGAGCGCAGCGGCAGUCACUCAUGCGAGAUAUGCCGAAUGCGCUACCGCUCCGCUCAACUCCUGCGCACCCACGCCGUCACAGCGCAUUCGCGUCUAUUCAAGUGCAAUAAGUGUGGACAUACUACACAUACUGCUAACCAGGCAAGAGUGCAUGAGAAGUGGCACAGCGGGUUCACAUACGAAUGUCAAUUGUGUGGACAUAAAUUCAGGAAACCAACUUCGUACCUAUCCCAUAUGAGGAAGCGCCACCCGACGGAGCAUGUGUGCAACGUUUGUGGGGAGAGCUUCGUGGGCAAGCACGGACUGCAAAUGCACAAGAGUAAGAGUCACAGGAACGAUGUUCUGGUGAAAGAGACCUGCGAGGAGUCAGAAGCUGAUAGAUACUGUACCGAAUGUGAUAUCCAGUUCUUCACCAGGGAGGCUUGGAAGAGACAUAUACUGUGUUCAGUAAAACAUACCCUGAAAAAUGAAACUAGUUCCGAGUGCGCGAUCUGCGGGUGGCGCGGGUCGAGCGCGGCGCUGGGCGUGCACCUGCGCGCGCACGCCCGCUCGCUGCGCCCCACGCGACCUGCGCACGCGCACGACCACCACCACGACCACUGUCGCUGUCCACAGUGCGGGUUGAACUUCAUGAGCAGAUCGAAGCUGCAAGGUCACAUCAACAGAAUACAUUUAGGUCUCAAAUACAACAAGAAUAUUGUGUGUGAAGUUUGCGGGAAACAUUGUACGUCCAACGCGACUCUGAAAUACCAUCAGCGAACCCACACAGGCGAACGGCCGUACUCAUGCACGGUGUGCUCUAAACAGUUCACGGACAGCAACCAGCUGAGGAUACACACACGAACCCACACCGGCGAGAAGCCUUACGAGUGUGCGGUGUGUGGGAAGAGAUUCAGUCAGAAGCCAGCCUUGAAUAGACAUUAUAGGGUACAUACUGGUGAUAAGCCGUAUGGAUGUCAAUACUGCUCAAGAACUUUCAGCCAAUCCAAUUCUCUGAAACUUCACGUCCGAACAGUACAUUUGAAACUACCCGCAAAUAGCAGAAAGAAGUUACAAGAGAAGGGACAAGAAGAAUGUGAAAAGAAUGAUCAGAAACUCCUUGUUAUAACUCAGACACAGGAAACGGUAUCAUGA